AUGAUCCGGUCGUUUCUCACUCUGCUGGGCGGCGUCGUGUUUAUCUGCCUCAGGGCAAGAGUGCAUGCGUCCUCAGAUGGUUACUUUCAAGUCAUUGAAAGACUUGCUUCUAUUCCUUAUGGCUGGGCUCAGGGACCUGCUCCGGAUAAAACCACGGUCCUCAGAUUCAAGCUGGCUGUGCAUCAGGAAAAACAAACCAUCUUUCACCAAAAUGUUUUGGACCUUUCCACCCCAGGCCAUCCCCGUUACGGCAUGCACAUGAAAAGAAAUGAGGUCGAGAGCUUCUUACGCCCCCGUUCUGAAAUAUCUGACCAGCUUCUCUCUUGGCUUGCCACUGGAGGGCUCAGCCGUGAAAAGGUCAAAGAAAACGGGGCCUGGAUCAGCUUUGAUGCCACUGUCGGACAAGUAGAACGUCUCCUGAACACGCGUUUCUACUAUUUCAUCGACAAGAAACACAAAGAUUAUAAAAUCCGCACACUUGAAUAUUCCGUUCCCGCAUCCAUUGCUCCAAAUGUGCACAUGAUCCAGCCAACCACAAUGUUUGCCAGACUUCAGCCACAGAGGUCGACUAUCAUGAGGACUCCUCCGCUGGCUUCUGAUAACAGCACAGACGGUGGAGCCGAAAAUUGCACCACAAGAAACACCCCUUCUUGCCUGCGCAAACUAUACAACUUUGAGGAUUGCAAAGUGGCAAAUGAAGUUGCUAACAAGGUUGGUGUCUCCGGUUACCUCGAGCAAUAUGCCCAAUACAAGGACCUCGAAAAAUUCCUGACCACUUACGUCCCCGAUGCCGUGGGAUCCAACUUCUCCGUCCAAUCCAUCAACGGUGGCCUCAAUGAGCAGGACUCCGUCAAAGAUUCCAUUGAAGCGAACUUGGACAUUCAGUACGUCAUUGGUCUCUCACCCACGUCAAAUGUGACCUACUACACGACUGCAGGGCGUGGGAAGCUCAUUCCAGACCUCGACCAACCAAACAUGGACAGCAAUUCCAAUGAACCAUACCUCGAGCAACUACUUUUCCUCCUCGCCCUGCCAGACGAGGAUCUCCCCACAGUCCUCUCCACGUCAUAUGGAGAAAACGAGCAAAGCAUCCCAGCCAAAUAUACGGAAUCAGUGUGCAGUCUAUUCGCGCAACUGGGUGCCCGAGGCGUCUCUGUAAUAUUCAGCAGCGGCGAUACUGGAGUGGGCAGUGCCUGUCAGUCGAACGACGGGAAGAACACCACCACCUUCAAUCCCAUCUUUCCUGCGUCCUGUCCUUUUGUAACGUCCAUCGGCGCCACGGAAGGCAUCAACCCCGAGAAAGCAGUAUAUUUCUCUUCAGGGGGAUUUUCUGAGCGGUUCGACAGACCUGCAUACCAAGAGGAGGUAGUCCAGGACUACCUUGAUAAGCUUGGAAACCGGUGGGAAGGGCUGUAUAAUCCAAAGGGACGCGGGUUCCCCGACAUUGCUGCCCAGGGCGUGCACUAUGCCGUAUUCGAUAAGGGACAGGAGAUUGCUGUUGGCGGGACAAGUGCAUCUGCCCCAACUAUCGCAGCCAUAAUCUCCAACCUAAACGCCAUCCGCAUCUCGCAAAACAAGUCAGUACUCGGCUUCCUCAACCCUUGGAUAUACAGCUCUGGCUUCCAGGCAUUCACAGACAUCACGGACGGAGGUUCCACGGGCUGCACUGGAACAGAUAUGUACUCCGGGCUCCAAACUCCUUUCGUGCCAUAUGCUAGCUGGAAUGCGACGCCCGGGUGGGAUCCAGUUACGGGAUUUGGAACACCGAACUUUAAGAAGUUGGUGAAAUUGUUACCCGAGGAUGGCUAUCCGAACACGGAAAAGGGAGAUGAGGCUUAA
This is a messenger RNA of Paracoccidioides brasiliensis Pb18, 1839 nucleotides long. RefSeq lists its product as uncharacterized. The record is from RefSeq and is a predicted model, not a curated record. Gene Ontology annotation, molecular function: tripeptidyl-peptidase activity; serine-type endopeptidase activity. Gene Ontology annotation, biological process: proteolysis. Bases 1 to 1839 code for a protein of 612 amino acids. The transcript has 2 exons.